GGGGUGUGUCAGGCUCCCUUGUGUGCCGUGCAGCACAUCAUGUGUGGGAAUGUGUGCACGGGGUGGGGGCUCACAGGGGAGAAGACACUGGGGCAUAGGGAUGCCUGGCCCUGCUCAUCCUGUUGCAUGUGCAUUAGACUCCUAGGCUUCUAAUAUCCAUGGUCAGUGGUGAAGGAGAACAAAAGAUCUGAUGUUGUGUGGGAUCCCUGGCUGAUCCCUGAUCGUGCUGAUCUGUGUGUACAGGCAAGGAGAUUCCAGCCUGGGAGCAACAGUCAGGCACAUGCAUUCAUUAGGCCAGCUCCUCACAUUACUAGAGCUAUUAACCCCCUGUAGUCACCUCUGGAUUCAGCUGGCUAUGGAUGUGAUGACUGAUUCAUGACUGCAUAUCAGAUCCAGCUUCCAGUCCCGUCACCUCUCCAUGGACUGACAAACCAACGGAUUCUACUGAAACCACAUUGAUCGGAAUCUGCAAGAUCUCCUCUUCAAAGCACGGAUUUUAGCAGCCCAGCCAGACAACAUGACAUCGCCAGCAAAAUUCAAAAAGGAUAAAGAGAUCAUUGCGGAGUAUGACACCCAAGUCAAAGAGAUCCGAGCCCAGUUGUUGGAGCAGCUGAAAUGCCUGGAUCAGCAGUGUGAUCUGCGCACCCAGCUUCUUCAGGACCUGCAGGAUUUCUUCCGUAAGAAAGCUGAGAUUGAAAUGGAUUAUUCCCGUAACCUGGAGAAACUCAGUGAGCGGUUCCUUUCCAAAACCCGUGGUGCCAAAGAUCAGCAGUUCAAGAAGGAUCAGAAUGUCCUGUCUCCGGUGACCUGUUGGAACCUGCUUCUCACACAGGUGAAGAGAGAAAGCCGCAACCACGCUACAUUAAGUGAUAUCUACUUGAAUAACAUCAUCCCUCGAUUCGGUCAAGUCAGCGAGGACUCUGGGCGACUCUUUAAGAAGAGCAAGGAGAUAGGUCUGCAGCUGCAGGAGGACCUAAUGAAAGUGUUAAAUGAGCUGUACACGGUCAUGAAAACUUAUCACAUGUAUAAUGCAGAUAGCAUCUCGGCCCAGAGUAAGCUGAAGGAGGCAGAGAAACAGGAGGAGAAACAGAUGAGCCGAUCGGUUAGACAGGAAGAUCGCCAGACUCCUCGCUCCCCAGACGCUGCCACCAGUGUCCGCUUAGAAGAAAAACACAUUAGGCGCAGCUCGGUUCGAAAAAUUGAGAAGAUGAAAGAAAAGCGUCAAGCCAAAUACACCGAAAACAAGGUGAAGGCCAUCAAAGCUCGUAAUGAGUAUGUACUGGCACUGGAAGCCACUAAUGCGUCUGUCUUCAAAUACUACAUUCAUGACUUGUCUGACCUCAUCGAUUGCUGUGACCUGGGCUACCACUCAAGCUUGCAUCGUGCUCUCCGCACCUUCCUUUCUGCUGAGUUUAACCUACAGCACUCCAAGCAAGAGGGACUGGAAGCCCUGGAAAAUGCCACAGAAAACUUAGAUGCUUCUACAGACAAGCAUCGUCUCAUGGAAUCAUCCAAUAGUGUCUUCUGCCCUCCUGUGAGGUUUGAGUUCCAGCCACACAUGGGGGAUACAGUCUCUCAGCUGUGCCCACAGCAACCUCUUCAGGGAGAGUUGGCGCAGAGGUGCCAGCAGCUGCAGAGUCGGUUGUCUACAUUACUUAUAGAAAAUGAAGAGGUUAAAAAGACAAUGGAAGCUACAUUACAGACCAUUCAAGACAUGGUGAGCGUGGAGGACUUUGAUGUGUCCGACUGCUUUCAGUAUAGUAACUCUAUGGAAUCUGUGAAGUCCACAGUGUCCGAGACCUACAUGAGCAAGCCGAGCAUAGCCAAGCGACGGGCCAACCAGCAAGAGACAGAGCAAUUCUACUUUACAAAGAUGAAGGAAUUCCUGGAGGGACGAAAUUUGAUUACAAAACUGAAAGCCAAGCAUGACAUGUUACAGAAGACCCUGGGAGAGUGUCAACGCACAGACUGUUCUCAUGCCAGUGGUCGAAGAAUGUCUACUCUACGGAAGCAGGACUCCAAGCAACCCGUUGCCCUAGUGGUUGAAAGCUGUAUUAGGUUCCUCAGUCGUCAUGGUCUUCAACAUGAGGGGAUAUUUCGAGUGUCUGGCUCCCAAGUGGAAGUAAAUGAUAUUAAGAAUGCGUUUGAGAGAGGAGAGGACCCUCUAGAAGAAGAUCAAAAUGACCAUGAUCUCGAUUCUGUGGCCGGGGUUCUUAAACUGUACUUUCGCGGGCUGUCAACACCUCUUUUUCCGAAAGAAAUCUUCCAUGACCUGUUAAGCUGUGUCUCUAUGGACAACAUGCAAGAGCGUGCUGCUCACAUACGCAAAGUUCUCCUCUGCCUCCCGUCUCCCACACUCGUCCUUAUGAGAUACCUCUUCGCCUUCCUCAACCAUCUUUCUCAGUUUAGUGAUGAUAACAUGAUGGACCCCUAUAAUCUUGCCAUCUGCUUUGGCCCCACCCUGAUGUGCGUACCUGACAACCAUGACCAAGUUUCUUGCCAGUCGCAUGUGAAUGAAUUUAUCAAGACCAUCAUCAUGUACCAUGAGAACAUCUUCCCAGGCCCACGUGAGCUAGAUGGACCAGUCUAUAUGGCGGGCAUUGGUAGUGAAGACUGUGAGAGCUCACAUAGUGAACCUAUCUCAGUUGAAGACUCUGUUUUGGAUAUGACAUCGGAUAUGCACAGUACAGAGGAUGGAUCCCAUUUAAACAGCAUUGCAUACAGCAGGCGAAUACCAGCUACUGGAAGCGAUGACCCCCCUAGUGAGAGAUCCAGUCCCCGAUCUGACCCAGAGCAGAGUUCGGAGCCAUUGGUGGAGGAAAAGGUCACAGCUAGAGCGAGCCUCAGCUGCCCCACAGGGAGCCACGUGGCUGACAUUUACCUUGCUAAUAUUAACAAGCAAAGAAAAAGACCAGAGUCUGGCAGCAUACGGAGACCAUUUAGACAGAGUGACAGUGUAUCCAGCUCUGACACCUCCGAACCAGCAUCGCCAGGAGCAACUGUACGGCCUACAUCUCAGCCUGUCAUGAGCCAGACGUUCUCCCGAGAAGCUCCAGAUCGCUGCUCCAUCAGUGGACAUGGCACAGUCAGCAGCAUCAGCAGGCACUCCUCUCUUAAGAACAGGAUGGAUAGUCCCCAGAUCCGCAAAGCAAUGGCCGCCGGCAGGUCUAAAAGCUUCAAUAAUCACCGUCCACUGGACCCAGAAGUUAUUGCUCAGGACAUUGAAGCAACAAUGAACUCUGCGCUCAAUGAGCUACGAGAGCUUGAGCGCCAAAGCAGUGCAAAGCAUGCCCCAGAUGUGGUGCUGGACACCCUAGAGCCCCUAAAGACUUCACCUGUGGCUGCUCCCAAUUCUGAGCCUUCUAGCCCUCUUCAUGCUCAGUCCCUGCGGGACCAAGAGCCUAGUUUUCAGCGAAGCUCCAGUUCUGCAAGUGAUAUACCUUGUUCAUUCCGUACAGCUAAAUCAGUACGCCUACCCCCUUCAAGGCCUCCAGCUACUCGUCCCAAACCAGCCAUGUUCCCCAAAUCCAAUCCCCCUGCACCUGGUGGAGUUGGAUCUACAUCUGGUCAGCAGCCCCCUGAUAAGUCUUGUCCGGUGUGAUUCGGGUGACUUGGGGCCACCACUGUGAAUUCUAUGCUAGAAAUCUUCAAUGUGUACAUACGGACUUCUGUGAAGGAGAAUGAGGAAGCUGGUAGAAGUAAGAGCCCUGAACUAGAUGCGGGGGGAAAUCUAGAAGUGGGCUAAUAAGGAAGUCCAGGACCAAAUGGAAAGAAUUUUUUUGUUUUUUACUUUUUAGUCUUGUUUUCUUUACUUAUUUUUUACUGGUCUCAUGUAGGAUCAAUGUGUUCCAGUCUUGACAAGUAGUGCCACAUCUACUGGGAACUCUUAGCUGUCUCAAUGAAAUAUCCACUGCUGUCAAUAUCGAUUGGUUGGUUGUUUUUCUCGCUUAUUCCCAAAGGGCUACUGUAUGUCUAAGCAAGCAUUUCAUGACUUACUAAAAUAGAACACUAAAACCGGUCUUAACAGUGAAUGCUUUAAGAUUAAUGUUAUCACUUAGAAUCUUUUCCAGUAUUGUGUAUGUGACAUACAUCAUAGCACAUAUCUAACCAGCGUGCAGCAAAAAAGCUCUUCAUGUACAUGCAUGAGAAGAGCACCAUAGGCACAAUCGGAAGGAAACGGUAUAUAGGUGCUUUGGGAGGGUACUUAAUACAGAUUUCUUAUAUUAUACAGGAAAUAUAUCAGUUUUAAGAGACAUUCCAAUGGUGAUUAUUAAUGGAAAUAAAUUAUUAACCAAAACCGGAACACUUUCCAGGUAUAUGGUAACCAGACCUAUUUUCUUGUAGUAUAGGGUAGGAAAUGGUUCUAUACUCUCCUUAUAAUAAGUAAGCACUGUUUCUAAAGGCUGAAUCGAUUACCGAGUAGUCACUGUUUAAUCUUAUUGAUCCUAUGUGGGACCUUUGCCUAUAAUGUCUGUAAUUCUCCAUUGCACUUAGAGAAAUAAGAGCAUUAUAUGGGGGAAUUGGGAUAUUGUUAUCACCCAGUCUGCAUAUAAUCUCUGUAGAAUUGGGUAGGUGGUUGUGAGCUCCCUUUUGUGGAGAAAUGUGGAUGUCUUUUUUUUCCUUUUUACAUUCCAUUGCAUUCUAAACAAGUUCAAUUAUUCCAAGAUUGAGAGACCCAAGUAAGAAACAAUUCCUCUCUAAAUGAUUUGGUGCCCUAAGUUCCAUUAGUGAACAGCCAGCCACCCAUUGGUAUUUCUAGAUACCCUCAAACCAAGACACCAAUUCACACAGCUAAGUGGUCUUUAGUGCCAGCGACCUGACUGACACAUAUGUAGACGAGAGAUGGUGAUGGUUACUAAAUAAAAUGUUUAGUGGAUGGACCAUGGGUACUCAACUGAUCAGUAUUUCUCCUGAAUAAAGUCAUAGUCCAUAUUGAUCAUUGAAUUACAGAUUUGUUCCCCAGUUAUCUAUCCUGCGAUGUUCCUGAAGAAUAAGUCCUAUAUGAUGUUACAUUUGGAAAUCCUUGGUUUUCUGAGGACCAUGAAAAAUAAACCCAAAAUAAUGGUGCUGAGCCUUGGUGGUGAUCUCAAUACAGCGGGGUAAUCCAUCAUCAGCUUUAUUCAUAUUUUUGUUUAUACUCUUUGUAGAUCGUAUGGAUCCAUAAAUAAUACCAAUGUAUAGCAAGGAAUUCAUGGAUCCAUCAAUAAGGAAAAAGUAUUACUAUGAAAAACUGAAGUCACCAAAAUCAGCAAUGAUUUUAUUCCCAAUGUGCAAUGAUAGUGCGAGCUUCAGCUGACCGGAAACUUGACAGUAUUUAAUACACCUUCAUGCAUGGUACUGUAUUACAAAGCAUGCGACCCCUGCUGGGUAACUGCCAAAGAGUGCUGGGUGUAAAGUCUGUUUUUGGCAAAAGAAGCAGAGCACUUUGCAGCAAUACAAGAACAUGCAGUUCAUUGAUAUGAAGUGUGCGGAUCAUUUAUAUGCCUGUGGCAUAUUCAGUAGCCUUUUUUGUAUCUCAUUUAAGCCUUUUCGUUACCAAGAAGAUGAAGUGUGGUGAAGAGCUUGGUGAACUUUUGCAGUCCUAUAAUGGACCACUAUUGUAGCAGGACAUUUGAGUGUGUGCUGUCCCUAUCUACUUCCAGAGGGGACACAUCUUCCUCUGAAUACUUACGGGUUGCAAAUCAGUCUCCUGUGUAAUGCAGUCUCACUUGUUCUUGUUCCAACUCUUUGCUGAGGUGUGGGCGGAAUAGGAGCCGCCAACAAAGGAGAUAAGACCAGCCUUUUUAUUGUGUAUGUGUGUGCAUUUAGGAGAACAGAGCACGGACCUAAUACAGUGGUCUCUUGCAAUAAGCCAGCACUGUACAAUUGCUUUAUUUUAUUUUUGAUUUUUUUGUUAUGGCACUUUGACCACUGAUUACUAGAAAAAAUGUUUAUGGACAGUGUUUCUCUGGGAGCUGUGUCAGUUAUACUCAUGCUGUCUAGGAGAAUGUAUGCAUCACAUAUGUAACACCACGUGUAGAAAAUGCACGGGAAUAAAAUGUCAAUAAAAGUGGUUUCCUUAUCCUUUAAACUAUAUGUUAAAGAUAAAAGAAAAAACUAAGCAGCAUUUUCACAACUGGAAUAAUGUAUGUCCGUUUUGUGCUUUGUAUUCUCCAAAAUCCCGGAUUGAGGGAGGAGAAUUUAAUGUGGGACUCCUCAAUAAAUUGUGUU
Messenger RNA from Hyla sarda, 6210 nucleotides. It is a transcript of the gene SRGAP2, whose product is annotated as SLIT-ROBO Rho GTPase activating protein 2. The transcript is spliced from 23 exons. Lineage: Eukaryota; Metazoa; Chordata; Amphibia; Anura; Hylidae. Gene Ontology annotation, biological process: negative regulation of cell migration; signal transduction. The record is from RefSeq and is a predicted model, not a curated record. The coding region runs from base 518 to 3601 and encodes 1027 amino acids. Gene Ontology annotation, cellular component: cytoplasm.